AUGGCUUUACGCGACACGAAUGCCAUUCUCAAACUCAAUCCAACAUUGGCUCUUGGUUACCUGCUGAAAGGGAAGCUGUACUCGUAUUAUGGCCUACAACGAAAGGCGAUCGAGGUGUUUGACCAAGGUCUUACUAUGGCACGUAGAAUGGAUGAUGAGGAACAGCAACAUUAUCAGCAGCUAUUGACGGCCAAAGCAGAUGCCGAGAUGAUACAGCAAAAAGGUGUGGAUUUCAUCAGCAAGUUACCAUUGGACGUAGUAUCAACCAUUAUUGUGCCUUUAUUGAUGGAUGAUGAAAAAUGGAGCCUCACCAAGCCAUGUCCGUAUUUCCAAGUAUGCAAAAGCUGGCACGAGCGAUUUGCACGUGGCAAAUUAUGCUAUGAUGUUAGCGAUAACGAAACGUAUCCAGCUCAGCUGGUUUCUUUAUCCAACAACAUUCAUUCUAUGGAGAUCGACAAUUACUAUCCAGAAGCAGGAUUCCGUAUGCCGGGACAGCUAACUGCUUUACGACAUAUGAAGAUUGCAGGCAUCGCACCAGCAAAUGAAUUGCAUUUCGCUUCUUGGUUACGCAAAAUCGGUGGAUCGUUAUAUGAGUUGGAGAUAUUAUUGACACGUGGAACCAUGUUGAAUGGGAGAGAUAUCAUGGAACGAUGUCCUCAUCUUUCAAGUUUGAUUACUUACAACGUGAUGAGUGCCGAUAUGGUAUCCAAGUUGCAUCAAUAUUCCUCCUUUAUGCGGCCUAUUCCAUCUCUUGUCAGACUUGAACUUCAUUCAUUACGUCAUCCAGUCAACCUUCAACAGGCACUUUCAUUGCUGCAAUAUUAUCCAUCAUUACAAUCACUCGUCUUGUAUCCAUGCCACGAUUCCAAUUUGCUUCCAAUCAUACACCAGCAUUGUCCUUGCUUGCAAACUUUGGUGAUCAGUACCCAGUCCGCAAUGAUUUCAGCUCCAGAACAACGAAUGCAGCACCAAAACAACCAACGUAGGCUACGAUUCAUUUACGUUCAAGAUGAGUAUGCUUAUCAUUACAACAUUGAAGAUAUCCGACAAUGCAUGAUCACCCACAGUGCCACGUUUGAAUCAGCAACCAUCUUGGUUGGCACGUUGAAUGAUGAUCCAGAUCCACCACCAGCAGUACAAUUUCCACGAUUACGACGACUGCGUUGUUCACUACAUACAUGCCAUGGACCCCGUUAUUCGGAUGGUGGAUACCGUAUCAUGCACCCUCAUUGGAUCAUGUUGAAUUGA
Lichtheimia ornata is the source of this 1248-nucleotide messenger RNA. RefSeq lists its product as uncharacterized. Gene Ontology annotation, molecular function: protein binding. The record is from RefSeq and is a predicted model, not a curated record. NCBI's taxonomy places the organism in Eukaryota, Fungi, Mucoromycota, Mucoromycetes, Mucorales, Lichtheimiaceae. Bases 1 to 1248 code for a protein of 415 amino acids. The transcript is spliced from 2 exons.